Molecule: messenger RNA, 1800 nt
Organism: Hevea brasiliensis (rubber tree)
Lineage: Eukaryota; Viridiplantae; Streptophyta; Magnoliopsida; Malpighiales; Euphorbiaceae
Exons: 3
Coding region: 150-1664 (504 amino acids)
Molecular function (GO): acetylglucosaminyltransferase activity
Source: RefSeq, a predicted model, not a curated record
UUAAAACGAAACAUCAACUUCACCUACACUUCUUCUCUUUAAAAACAGAGUUUAUAAGGGGCUUGAGCUAUAAGACUUGGUUCAUUCUCUUUACAAGUUCAAUCUCUCUCUCUCUCUCUCUCUCUCUCUCCUUUAUCAACGGAAAAGAUAUGUUGUCUCCUAGAGAAACAAUUCACUACCCUUUCAAAUCCUGGAAAUUCCUGGUUUUUCCUUCUCUCAAAACAAGUGACAUAUUCUCCUUAUUCGUAAAAGCAACUCUUCUUGUUGGCACCGUUGGUUCAAUCUCUCUUCUUUUAUACUCUGUUUUCUCUAACCAAUCUCAGUGGGCGUCUUGUCCGGAAUGCGAUGGUGUUUUACUAUCUGGUCACCGGAAGUUCAACAAGAGUAAUAAUAUUUCUGGUGGUAGCUAUCAAGAAACAAAUAUAUCCCAUAUUUUAUUUGGUAUUGGUGGCUCAUCAAGGACAUGGAAUCGGCGUCGGCACUACUGUGAGCUAUGGUGGAAGCCUGAAAUCACCCGAGGGUAUGUUUGGCUCGACGAGACGCCUCCAGAGACGGAGCCAUGGCCGAAUACUUCCCCUCCUUAUAAAGUCUCAGAGGACACUUCGAGGUUCAAGUACAGCUGUCGGUACGGUUCUCGCUCUUCUCUGCGCAUUGCCCGUAUUAUUAAGGAAAGUUUUGAGCUAGGAUUGGAUAACGUGAGGUGGUUCGUGAUGGGAGAUGAUGAUACAGUAUUUUUUGUGGAGAAUUUAGUGAUGGUAUUAGCAAAAUACGAUCAUAAUCAAAUGUAUUAUAUCGGAGGAAAUUCAGAAAGCGUUGAACAAAACGUGAUACACUCUUAUUCUACAGCUUAUGGGGGUGGUGGAUUUGCUAUUAGUUAUCCUCUAGCAAAGGAGCUCGUCAGGGUUUUGGAUGGGUGCAUUGAUCGAUACUCUUGGUUUUAUGGCUCUGAUCAGAGGAUCCAGGCUUGCAUGAGCGAGAUUGGAAUCCCUCUAACCAAAGAGCUUGGUUUCCACCAGGUUGACAUAAGAGGAAACCCAUAUGGUUUACUAGCCGCACAUCCACUGGCGCCAUUGGUGUCGCUCCACCACCUAGACAAUAUGAACUCAAUAUUUCCAGGCAUGACCCAGAUUGACUCGCUCCAAAAGCUCAUUAAACCUUACAGAUUGGAUCCGGGCCGGACUCUACAAUACAGUUUCUGUUACGAUUUCAACCGUAAUUGGUCAGUAUCAGUUUCUUGGGGCUACACCAUCCAGCUGUAUCCGUCUUUAGUGAAAGCCACGCAGCUGGAUAUGGCGUUUAGAACGUUUCGAACAUGGCGGACUUGGAAGCCUGAGCCCUUCACGUUCAACACCCGACCCAUGAGUCAAGACCCGUGCGAGAGACCGGUUAUAUAUUUCUUGGAUCGGAUUGAGAGUGUUGGGCGAGGUCAGGCCUUGACCACGUAUAAAAGACACGUGGAGAAAGGAAAUGAAAGUUGUGACCGACCGGACUAUGCUUCUCUUCAGGCCGUUCUUUCUGUCAACGUGACAAGUUCCACACUGAACACCGACAUCUUUAAAAUGGCACCACGAAGACAGUGCUGCGAGAUAUUUAACAGCGACAAGGAGGUGGUACAAGUCAAGAUUAGAGGCUGCAAUCAAUUUGAAAGCGUCACUCCUCCAUAGAAUAUUGAGCACAAAAUUUACCUAAAUGCGUCAUUCCCUUUCACUUUGUGAUCAUUUUCUUGUGAAUAUUUACAUAGUGUUUCGUUGAAUUUCAUUCAACAAAAUUUUAUAAAAUUUAAUUGAGUUUUAAUUAAAA